AUGGUUAUUCGCCAUGUCAAUAAGAGAGGUAAUUGCAACGGAUUGGAUAUUCUCAUUGAGAAUACUGAAUCAGUAAUAAUUGUGCAACCAAGUCGACGCUCUAUUUUCCGAUUGUAUUCUGAUCCCCCAGAUCCUGAGGGACCGCCUGGUACCCAAGGAACGCCUGAUCAGUCUCCCAUCAACUUUCCAGGUUCUUUGCGGUUUCCAUUGCUACGCGCAUGGCUUCAAAGAUGCGAUAAGGAACAUCGUGAUCGUAUAUCGAGUCGCCGUUACGCCAUGCCAACACGGCUUCUCAAUGUCAGCCCAUCGAAGGAUACGGCGGAUCUACGGCUUGACGAAAUGGACCCCUCUGAUACUAUCGAUGGAAUCCAAUAUAUUGCUCUUUCCCAUUGUUGGGGUCAGCUACCACCAAACGAGGUGCCUCCAUACUGUACCACCAGGCAAAACAUUGAACCACGUCGAGUAGGAUUCACCGUCGUCGACCUGCCACGGACUUUUCAGGACACCAUCGAAGUAACUCGAAAACUUGGCUUGCAGUACCUCUGGAUCGACUCACUUUGCAUUCUUCAAGGUGAAGGCGGUGAUUGGGAGCAAGAAUCCAAGCGAAUGGAAGAUGUCUUUGCCUCGGCUUACUGCACGGUAGCUGCAGCAUCAGCUUCUGACUCCAGUACUGGUUUCCUAGAGCAGCAAAUUGAAAAUGAGAACGUCUACAUCCAAAAUGAAUUAGGACAAUACUUCUAUCUCUCUACAAAUCUAGCAGACUUUGACCAGGAUGUAGAAAACAGUCAGUUAAAUCAACGAGCAUGGGUCUUGCAAGAGAGGUUUUUAUCUCGUCGGACGAUUUAUUUCAGCCGCAAUCAGGUGUACGGGGAAUGUGGGGAAGGCAUAUAUGCAGGCGAUAUGAUUUAUUUACGAUGUGAGGACCAGACCAAGAAGCAUUUUCAGCUUGACCCAAUGUUUCCAAAGCGACUUCAAGAUUCAGGCUACGCUGCAACACUGUCUUUCCUCCUGUCUUUCCUAGAGGAUUAUUCGCGACGCGGCAUUACGAAACCUACAGACAGAGCUGUUGCAAUAUCGGGGCUGGUGACUCGCCUCGCAAGCAUUCUGCCCUGCGAGGUACACCACGGUAUAUUUAACAUGUUUCUUCACAGAACCCUUCUUUGGCGACGAUCAGGUCACCAAGAAUUGAAGAGGAUUAAGUACAUGUCUAAUAAGCCAGUGCCAUCGUGGUCUUGGAUGGCAUAUGAAGGACGUAUUGAAUUCCCGCGUGAUGACCAUGGCGCCUUGGAGUUGUUCACAGACCUCACAUUCAACGUACAAAACUUAACCAUUAUCGUAUGGGAAUUCACAGAUUCGGCUAUGAAACUCAAGAAAGAAAAAGAUGGUACGUGUUAUGAGCUGCUGGAUUCCAAUGAUGUGAAGAAAGGAUGGGUAGAUCUUGACGAAGAGAAAGAGCUUCCUGCAAAACGAGGCGUGGUUCUCGUGGCGAAACACAAGACGGAUCAGCCCGGUAACUGUCAAUACUUCGUGUUGAUCGUCAGAUCAAAGGAAUCCAAUGAUGAGUAUGAGAGACUUGGGAUAGGAAUGAUUCAGACAGAUUGUGGAUUACGCAAGAAAGGAAAGGUGCGCAUUUUGUAA
This is a messenger RNA of Botrytis porri, 1638 nucleotides long. RefSeq lists its product as uncharacterized. The record is from RefSeq and is a predicted model, not a curated record. NCBI's taxonomy places the organism in Eukaryota, Fungi, Ascomycota, Leotiomycetes, Helotiales, Sclerotiniaceae. The coding region runs from base 1 to 1638 and encodes 545 amino acids. The transcript has 4 exons.